Messenger RNA from Oreochromis niloticus (Nile tilapia), 909 nucleotides. RefSeq lists its product as uncharacterized. The coding region runs from base 1 to 909 and encodes 302 amino acids. NCBI's taxonomy places the organism in Eukaryota, Metazoa, Chordata, Actinopteri, Cichliformes, Cichlidae. Gene Ontology annotation, biological process: response to bacterium. The transcript has 4 exons. The record is from RefSeq and is a predicted model, not a curated record.
AUGAUGCUGUUAUUGGUAACAUUUCUUCUACUUCACUAUGGACACAAAUUUCCCAGUUUUUCAUGUGUUUUGUUUAAACUCACUGCAGAUACGCUGGAUCAAGUAACCACAGUUCAACUUGGUGAACCUGUAACCUUGACAUGUGUUUUACCUCCUGGUGAUUUAAGCAGUAAAAUUCACUGGUACAAGCAGAGAGCAGGGGAAACUCUGAAAUUGAUUGCGACACUGCGGCAAACUGCACAACCUCAGUAUGGACAAGGGUUUAAUGCCUCAAGAUUGGAAGUAAAAGACAAUAAGAACAUCAGCAGUCUGACCAUAUUCAGGACAAUCCCAGAAGAUGAAGGAAUGUAUCACUGUGCAGUCAUGGAAUGGAGUGUGAAUACUUGGAGUGGGACAUAUUUGUUAUUAAAAGGGAACACCCAGAGAAAUGUUACUGUUCGGCAGUGGCCAACGGUAUUAGAUCCAGUCCGUGCAGGGGAUUCUGUGACUCUCAACUGUUCAGUCCUCUCAGACUCUGAUAACAAGAUGUGUCCUGGAGAUCUCAAUGUCCUCUGGUUCAGAGGACAAAACUCUCAUCCAAAUAUCAUCUAUGUUGAUGGAAAGAACCAAACUGAAUGUAAGAAGCAAUCAGACACUCAGAAGAGCUGUGUUUAUCGCUUCUCUAAGAAGGUCAGCUCCUCUGAUGUUGGGACUUACUACUGUGCUGUUGUCACAUGUGGAACGAUAUUAUUUGGAGAUGGAACUAAACUGCAAAUUGAAGAAACAGGUUGGGAUCUCAUUGCGCUGGUAAUAGCAAUAAUCUGCCUGGUCAUUUCAGUGAUUGUAAAUAUUGUUUUCACCUGUUUCGGAAGACCAAGACUAGUAUGUAAUAAAUUUAAAGGCAAGUGUCAUUUAUUGAGUGAAAUGUAG